AUGCAGGUGAGCGCCGGAAUGCGAAGUUCGGUGCGACUGGUGCAAGACGUUGUGCUCCCCAUUUCGGAUACAAGCGGAGAUAGUUGGGAGAAUAACGUUGAUUGGACCACUGAUGAUGAACUUGAGGUAUUUGGCGUGCCAUUGCAAGGGUCUCUGAGAAUAACAAACACUAGUGAGGAAAGCACUUCUCGCAUGUUAAAGAAGGACGAGACACUGUCAAUGCUUGUGGAUAUGGGAUACGCAAUGGAAGAGGCUUUGAUAGCUAUGGAUAAAUGUGAACACCAUGCAGGCAUUGAUGCCCAAAUAAGUGAGCUGAUGGAUUUUAUUUGCGCUGCUCGAAUAGAGAAGGAAAUUGAUUCCCAACUUCAACAUUCACAUAAUCAGAAACCCAUCGCACCUACCCACACAUUCGAAAAGGAACCAUAUUUAUUUCAUAACACAGCCAAGGAAGUGAAACAAAACAACGAAAAAUGGGAAAGCAGAAUAUGCAGUUCAAGUGAAAAGGCUAUAGUGAUUGAUGAUGAGGAGGAAGACACUUCUUUUAUUUUAGAGAAGGACGAGACAUUGUCCACGCUUGUGGAUAUGGGAUUCACAAUGGAAGAGGCUUUGAUAGCUGUGGAUAAACAUGGCCUUGAAGCCGACAUGAGUGAGCUAACAGAUUUCAUUUGCGCUAAUCGAAUAGAAAAGGAAAUUGAUUCCCAACUUCAAAAUUCAUAUGAUAAAAAACACAGUGGAGCUGUCUAUACCUUUAAAAAGUCAAUAUAUCCCUAUGGUUAUACAACUAAGAGAAUCAAACUUGGCAACGAAAAAUGGAAAAGCAGAAUGUACAGGGCAAGUGAGAAGAUAGCGGCAACGACUGAUGAGGGGGCGUUGCAUAUUCCUAAUCCCAUGACAGGAUUAAGUACACCCAAUGAAUUUUGUCCCAUUGUAGAGCGAAAGCUCCCAGAGAUAGUUAAUGGUCCACCCUACUUCUAUUAUGAAAAUGUUGCUAUCACUCCUAAAGGAGUUUGGAGUAAGAUAUCACGUUUCCUAUACGAAGUUGAGCCAGAAUUUGUUGACUCCAAAUUCUUCUCCGCUGCAGCGAGGAAAAGAGGAUAUAUCCAUAAUCUUCCCAUUCACAACCGUUACCCUCUCGCUCCUCCCCAACCACUCACUAUUGCCGAAGCUUUACCUUCAACCAGCAAGUGGUGGCCUUCGUGGGACAAGAGAACAAAACUCAAUUGCCUUCAAACCUGCAUAGCUAGUGCCAAACUCACACAGAGAAUAAGGAAAAAGCUUGAGGGAAGUAAUAGCGAACCCCCUCCACAUGUCCAAGAGUAUAUACUUCAACAGUGUAAAAAGUGGAACUUGGUUUGGGUCGGAAAAAACAAGGUGGCACCACUUGAACCUGAUGAAUUGGAGAUGCUGAUGGGAUUCCCAAGGCAUCACACCAGAGGUGGUGGAAUCUCCAGGACAGAUAGAUACAAAGCCCUUGGCAAUGCAUUUCAGGUUGAUACAGUUGCCUACCAUCUUUCAGUAUUGAAGGAUCGUUUUCCAAAUGACAUGAAUGUCUUGUCCCUCUUCUCUGGCAUUGGGGGCGCUGAGGUUGCUCUGCAUCGACUUGGAAUUACACUUAAAAAUGUGGUAUCUGUGGAGAUAUCUGAAGUAAAUAGAAACAUUAUUCGCAGUUGGUGGGAACAGACCAACCAAACCGGAAAUCUGAUUGAGGUUGAAGACGUGCAAGAAGUGAGUGCAGAUAAAUUGGAGAGAUGGAUGGCUUCUUUUGGUGGGUUUGACCUUGUCAUUGGUGGGAGCCCCUGCAAUAACCUCGCAGGCGCUAACAGAGUGAGUAGAACUGGACUCGAGGGCAAGGAUUCCUCCCUUUUCUAUGAAUACUAUCGUAUUCUAGACCAACUCAAGACCGUGAUAAGGGGUUAG
Molecule: messenger RNA, 1917 nt
Organism: Neltuma alba
Lineage: Eukaryota; Viridiplantae; Streptophyta; Magnoliopsida; Fabales; Fabaceae
Product: DNA (cytosine-5)-methyltransferase DRM2-like
Exons: 9
Coding region: 1-1917 (638 amino acids)
Cellular component (GO): nucleus
Molecular function (GO): DNA (cytosine-5-)-methyltransferase activity
Source: RefSeq, a predicted model, not a curated record